Messenger RNA from Priapulus caudatus, 1535 nucleotides. Its product is annotated as sorting nexin-24-like. Bases 210 to 743 code for a protein of 177 amino acids. Lineage: Eukaryota; Metazoa; Priapulida; Priapulimorpha; Priapulimorphida; Priapulidae. The transcript is spliced from 7 exons. Gene Ontology annotation, molecular function: phosphatidylinositol phosphate binding. The record is from RefSeq and is a predicted model, not a curated record.
UUUCCCGGGCCCCAGGCAACCCUCGCACAUACUGUAGGUGUACGCGUGCGGCGUGAACGGCGAAGUACGAAUACAGUUUGACUAGUCGGUAGUCAGUCCAAACCAUGUCAGAAAGUUCUCGUUAUAAUAUUGAGAGUUCUUCGCGGAAUGAAGAGUAUUAAUCCAUUGACACAGCCAGGGGUCCAGCCCAGUGUUGGUUACUGUACAAGAUGAUCAGAGUAUUUAUUCCGAGUUUCCAACAAGUACACAGAGAGCCUGAAGGGAGAGGUUACACGGUAUUUGUCAUUGAAGUGUAUGUAUCAGGCCAUUGCAACAUUGUAGAAAAAAGAUAUAGUGAGCUCUUGGCUUUACACAAACAGUUACGCAAGACCAUCAAUACACCUGAAUUUCCACCAAAGAAAGUUAGAAACUGGAGCUAUAAAAUUAUAGAACAGCGCCGACAAAGCAUAGAGGCAUACUUGCAGGCUGUUGUGAAAAGCAACGUGCUUCCAAAAUCACUGCUCAGUUUUCUUGAAAUUGGUGACAUCCGGUUUGAUGACAGCUGUGGAAGCUAUGAGUCGCUCGAUUGCAUUGGGAGAGAUUCCUGUAGCCACCAGCCAGUACUAGCUUUUGCUGAAGAUGCUUACUUAGAGGACAAACCAUUAACUGGUAUGCUUCCUGAUCUUGUAUCUGAAGGCGUAUUCAUGGGAUUUUAUGGCACAUGCAGCAAAGAAAUGGAUGCUUUAGUUGGUUUGUCAUCCUAAUACAUUCAUCUGACUGCUGACUUGGAGAAAGAUGGGAUCCACUACCAAUUUGCAUGAUCCAUCAUGUAAACUACAUGCUUUGUAAUAGAGAAUAUACUUGCUAAUUAGUUGUGGGUCUCUACAAAAAUUAUUGUACCCAUUUAUAUUUAUGUUAGUUAUUAAGUUUGUACUUUUCAAGGAUGAAAAUUGCAACCGUAGAUUUGAAUUGUUGACCUUAAAUUUAUCACUGGAAUUAUUUCAAUGAGAGCCUUGCAUGUUAUGAACAAAGCUAUCUAGCAGAUUAUUAACUCUGGUUUUGCUAUAUUUGCCAUCAAUUGAAAUUAUAUUUUUAACAUUAUAAACUGCACUAGAUGUAUAUUAUCUGAUAGGCAUUAGAUUAUUAUCUGCAUUGUUUUUUUAUGAUUUGGGCAUGGGAAUCAUUUUCUUAUGUUAAUUGCUGCUAGCUGUUCAGAUAGGAAUACCCUGUUUGUAAUUUCUAAAAUAAACAUACUAAGAAAUUGUUCUUGGGCUAAAAAGGGAUUGGAAAGUGCUGUCAGCGAUAUUAGCAAUGGCAAUUAAAUGGUCAGUGUUAUGAGGAGCAUCUACUCAAUCUAUACCACGUUGCUAUUACUUCAUUUAUGUCAUAGUAAUCUAUAUAAAAAUGGCUCGCACUAAAUAUUGUCUUGCCAGUAGUAACCAAUAUUAAUUGCAUGUUUCAGCUGUUCUCUGCUGAACCUAUGUGCUCUGCUGUACAAAGUUGUGUUGUCACUAUCUAUUGGUUUAAAUCUAUGAUCUGAUGGGCUUCAAAGACAA